CGUUGUGCACCCGAUAAAGAUCAUUUUACUUCAGCACUUCACUGUGUGUUGGAUUUCGUUCUGCUGGUUGGGUCAAUUGGGCUUCGUGGAAGUUGAUUGCUCCCGGUAGAGUACUCUGUCCCGGUUGCGGAGUCACUGAGCCUGCGUGAGAGUCUUAGAUUGUGGUUGUAGCGGGGCAGGUUGGGGGAGGGGGAUUGACGAUUAUUAUUUUUAUUUUUUUCCCAGUUUGAGUUGAGGUUAAAUGCAAGACGCAUGGACCACACGGCCAUAUUCUAGGAGGUUGUAAGUUCACGUGUUCACGGUUCAAGGAGAGGAGCUACCACUUGAGGAAUCGGAACAGCGACAGAAGCAUGAUAGCUGCAAUGGACAUCGCCAGCAGUUGCUGCUCUAUGUCUCGUACCUCGGCCAUAGCGCCGUCUUCUAGCCUCACGCAACAGCUUGCUCGUCAUUCUUUUCGGACAAAUCUGCGACUGCAGCAAGUGGGCACAUGGCACGCACCUCAGCGAGGCCUUAUACAAAUCACCAACAUUGGAUGGGACCCUGAAGGAAUACUAGGAGCUCCUGUUCCUCACCAUAUUGCUCGAAGGGAAUUCGCCAAGAAAGUAGCCGAAGAUGCGGAAUACAAAGAAAAGGUUGAGAGGCAGUUGCAAGCGGAGAAGGAGGCUCGCAGGCUAGCUCGAGAGGCAAGGGUAGUACCAGAAUCACACAAGGAUUUGUUAGAAUAUUUUCUCACAACUGAAGGACCGGAAAUGGAGUACGAGGUUGCACGCUGUCGCACUCGGUUGACACCAGAAUUCUUCUCAUUUUUGAAGUCGGAGAUUGGGAGUUUAAGAUUUGCUGUAAACAAGACAGUGGAGGUGGAGGACAGAAUUGGUGAGCUGGAGGUUCUGCAGAGUGUUUUGCAAGAAGGCGUCGAAGCGUAUGACAAACUGGCAACUGAUCUUACUGGAGCUAGGGAACGGUUGUCUCGCAUACUCACCGCGAAGGACAAGCGCGCAACGUUGCUGGAGAUGGCAGGAGAGAAUCAGUUAGACCGAUCUCUUCUAGCCCUUUUGGAUGAGAAUAUUGCCACAGCCUCAAAAGCAAAUGAGGUUCAAGCCGCACAAUUCAUGGAAAAGAUUCGUGGCGCUGUUGUGAAGUACAUCACUAUUUAGUUCUAGGAUGAUCCAGAAGCUGAGAAUUGUAUCCGCCCCAAACCAAAGAAUUUUUUAUUGAAUGCAGGGGCGCAAGAGAGUGAUCGAUGUGUCGUGAUAACUUUCAGUAAUUUAGUGGGUGUGAAAGCAGAAGUUAUAGCUAAGAGACGGGGUUGCUUGCAUUUCUACUAUUUGAGAAAUUAGUUUUGCUAGAAACUUUUCAGGACCUCAGGUUGAUUUUGAGGGGCUCCUACGUGAUUAUCAUACUUUCCGGCUGUCCUGGGUUCAGUUGAACAGAAUCCUCUUGAGGGAAUAUUUGUGAACCUUAUGAUGUCAAAUUGCUACUUGCACAAUGUGAGGUUUUCGCACGACUAUGCUGCUGCAGUGGUGAAAAUACCUCUUCACUAGUGAA
Physcomitrium patens is the source of this 1545-nucleotide messenger RNA. RefSeq lists its product as uncharacterized. The record is from RefSeq and is a predicted model, not a curated record. Gene Ontology annotation, cellular component: chloroplast stroma. NCBI's taxonomy places the organism in Eukaryota, Viridiplantae, Streptophyta, Bryopsida, Funariales, Funariaceae.